AUGGGCUCUUUUAUUUGGCAUCAACUAUUGAAAGAUGUUUUGCAAAAGAUGUCAACAGAUCCAAUAUCUGAAAGAAAGGAAAUGAUUGACAUAUGUUAUAAAUAUUAUCGUAAUAAUAAAAAGGAAUUGCAAAAUAUUCAACGGUUCGAAAAGAUUUAUAAACCUGAUGAUGCUAUCCAAUGGUAUACAAAGGAUUGUUUUAUCUAUCGUUUGAUCAAUAAAGCAUUAAGAACAGAGAACAUUGAAGUAUUGCAUACAUUUCGAUAUUUUAUUAAUGGUCUCUCAACCUGUCUCAUGAAUAACUAUGAACUGAUAAAAGAUAGUCAAGCAGACAUUUGGCAAGUAUAUCGUGGUAUUAAACAAACAAGCGAUGAAAUACAGCUAUUAAAGAGGAGUAUUGGAAAUUUAAUUUCGACCAAUGGUUUUUUUUCAACAACUAGACAUAGACCAGUGGCCGAGAUAUAUGCUGGUAUAGGAUCUAACAUUGAUAAAUUUGAAUCAUUACUAUUUGAGAUUAACAUCAAUAUUCAAACACAUAAAAAUUGUAUCUUUGCUGAUAUUAGUUGUUAUAGUCAGUUUGGCGACGAAGAAGAAGUUCUGUUUGAUCUAGGCACUGUAUUUGAAAUUCUUUCAGUAGAUUAUAAUCCAAUUGAUAAAUAUUGGUUAUGUAAAAUGGCAUCGACAGAUAGAGGUCUACAAAUAGCCGAUGAAUAUUUAACGCUCCGAAGAGGUGAGAUGGCAAAUGAGAAGAUUGACUUAGUUAUUUUAUUUGGGGAACUAUUAUAUGAUAUGGUUGAAUAUAAAAAAUCACAAAAAUAUUUUGAAAAUUUAUUGAGCAGUCGAAAUACUGAUCCGAAUGUGUAUAUGGGUAUUGCCCAUGCUCAAUAUAUCCAAGGUCAAAAUGAAGAAGCAAUCAUAAAUUAUAAACAUGCAUUAACUAAAUGUGAUCCAUCUGAAUUCUUAUUGACCGCAAAAAUAUUAAGGUAUCUAGCUCUUCUAUAUAAAUUUAGUGGACAAAAUGAAAUGUCUUUAAACUAUGUAACUGAUGUAUUAAAACUGUUAGAAAGCAACGAACUUAGUAAUGAAUCUAACAGAAUUCGCGCGGAUGUUGCAACACUGUUGCCACAAAUUUAUAAUUUUCUUGGUAAUGGUACAAAAGCGCUGGAAUAUGCGGAUACUGCACUUAAUAUUAUCAAAACAUUGGUACCAUGCCCUCAUCUAGAUCUAGUUGAAGCUCUCACAUCUUCGGCUCUUGCUUAUCGAAAAGCAGGUGAUUAUAAUGCAUCUUUAGAUCGUCAAACAAAGGCGUUAGAAAUAAUAAAACAAGUUCUUCCUGAUAAUCAUCAAUAUCUUGGUGUAGCAUUAAAUAAUAUUGGCAAAGCUUAUUAUAAAAAAUGUGACUAUGAUAAUGCCAUACACUAUCUUGCACAGUCUCUGGAAGUCUAUGCUAAUGUUUGGCCUGGAUAUCAUCAACGACGGGCUAUUCCUUUAAAUCACCUUGGUAAAUGUUAUUACCGUUUGAAUGAUUAUAAUCAAGCUCUCGAUUAUUAUUUACAAGCAAUGGAAAUGCUCGAAAAAACUGUUUCCUCAAAUCAUACAGAUAGAGCUUAUACAGUGAAAAAUAUAGGCGAAGUAUACCUAGAUUUAUUGGAUUUUGACAAAGCUCUGACUUAUUUUCGUCACGCAAUGAAUAUUUAUAAAGAAAACACGCGUGAUAAUAGUACUCAACCAGAUGUUGCUAAGUGUUAUUAUUUAAUUGGUCGAGUUUAUUUAAAACAAAAUGAUAGUGAACAUGCAUUAGAAUUAUUUUUGUUGACAUGGAAUAUGUGGCAAUCUGCAUUAAUACACAAUCAUCCAGACUUAGCAUUGUGUGCUGAAAGUUGUGGUCAUGCAUACCUGGGUAGAUUAGAUUAUGGAAAGGCUUUGGAAUACUUUUCAAAAGCGCUAGAUAUCUAUGAAAAAGGGUUUACACUCAAUGAAGCAAAAAUAACUGUUAUUAAAAAUUUAAUUGACGAUACUAAACAGAAAAUUCAUGAGAACAACUUAAACAGCUUAUGA
Molecule: messenger RNA, 2058 nt
Organism: Adineta steineri
Lineage: Eukaryota; Metazoa; Rotifera; Eurotatoria; Adinetida; Adinetidae
Source: the annotation of a GenBank genome assembly